GCUUAGGCAGGGCAGCUCUGCCGCAGCGAGCUUAAGACACCACGCCCCCCCCUUUUACCAUAGUAUGACGACUAGCACAUGGUCGUCUGCAAAGCCUGGUACUGGCCUCUCCCUCCAGGUUCUCAAAGGGAGCCAACUGCUGGCAAAUCUAUACAGCUGACAAGAUGCAGCUCGACCUUCAGGACAACACCUGGAGACACAGAUCCCGUAGCAGCUGCCCCAAGCCCGUGGAUGGGCUGCCCUUCUAUCUGGAGACCCGCCCAUCUACACGGAAGGCCCCCGCUGACCAACUUUGUGACACCCCCACCACCACUCCUGAAGACAGAAUACUUCGCCUGCUUGACUACCCUUCUUCAAAUAGGACAGCCCUCAAUCCCACCCAGCAACAGAUGCUGGCUCUCCAAACACAGCCAGAGAACAGUGACCCUGAUGUUCAGAUGAGGUCAGGAGUGACAGUGAGGUCACCAGAGACCGAGGACACAUGCCACUUCUGCAGCAGACACGCUCUGGAGGGGACACAGCAGCAGGGAGCUGCCUUCCAGAAGUUAGACGCCGAGGAGGAAAUAGCUCCAGGAGAUAUUAAAUACCGCCUGGAGCCCCUCUGUGUGGCUCAACUGAAGAUGCAACGCCCAAGCAACUUUGGCCAGUACUUCAAGCCUCAAUGGGUCCCCUUCAGUACAACCUAUGGAGAAAGCUUCAAGCCCUGGAAGACAGAGCCUAUGACUCACUGUGGGGAGAAAUCCUCCUAUCCAGGAGCAUCCUCAUUCCCCAGACACGUCCCAGUGGUGGGAACCACCAACCCAGGAGAAUACCGUAAGAAGCAAGGGUCCCGGCCCUCCCUCUUCAAGAACCCCUCAGGUGACUACGACAUGACCACUACUCAUCAGAUUUCCUUCCAGAAACCUCUUCUUGGGCAGUCAGUAUUCUCAACUCAUGUUCAGGGCAGAAAAGUAGCACGUAUAGAGCACCCGGGCUAUGUGGAAUACAUCAGCCAGUAUCAGAGAGACUUCCAGGCCCCAGGCAAAUAUAUCCAGCAUGUGCAGAAGGAAACUGCCCCUGGCUGGCAGCCCACUACUCAGCUGCAUCAGGGGCUGAGCCGGCCAAAGCAGAUGACCGUCCUGGGUGGGAACAGCACUGCCAAGUUUGAUGGAGACACAGUGACCAGGUUGUCUUACCUACCUAAGAUCCUGGUAAAAAGAGUCAAGGGUAAGUGCCCCUCUAGCACACUUGGGGGCUUCAAAGCCAAGUUCCAAACUGAAAAUACCAGCAAGAAAUUCUUCCCGGACUGGGGAGCUCAGCCUCAAGUAUGCUAUGGACCCCAUUACACAGACUAUGAGAAGCCCCUGGCAACACCUAAGAAUCAAACCACCACCAGGAUAGCCUACAUGCCCUUGUUUUCUGAAAGGGUGAAGCUGUGUAAGCCCAAGAGCAACAGCAUCAAGUCUGAGCCAAGCAGUUUCUCAACUGAGCACAGGAAAUCAUUCAGGCCAGUCUACCUACCUGAAAGCCAGCUCCAGAAGCAUUUGUGCCUCAAAAAUAGAAAAUCAGAGAGACCGCCCAAAACCCUACAUGAAAAUACACAGUUCAGCACACCCAUUUCCUAACCAGCUCGAAUUGGAAACUGAGGUCUCAAGAUGGCUACCUCACAUCCUAGACGCAGCUUUCUCAUUGGGACUGCCCGGCCACACCCUCACCCAGCUCUCUUUGACACUAACUGAGCAAGGGUGAGUAACCUCUUUAGAAAGGAAUGAUGCACCACAAGUCCUGAAGAUCAGUGUGUUCCAGGAGAUCCAAGGAAAAGAAGGUCAGAGUGAUUCCUUCUCACCAAAGAAACAAUGGCAAAGCAUCAAGGCUUUUCCAGUCAGUAUCAGCUACUAAUUAUAUUCUAUUUGGGCCAAAGUGUCUGCUCAGUGGUUCUUUUAUUUUGUUUUUACAUUUUUUAAUUCAGAUAUUAUUCACAUACCAUAAAGCUCACCCUUUUAAAGUGUACUAGUCAGUGCCUUUUAGCAUGCCUCACUGCUUCUUAAGUCUACACUUGAGAGUGGAAAAGGCAGCAUAGGAAAGCAGAGCAAGAGGGUCUGAAUCUGAGAAAAGAAAAAAAAGUCUUCUAUGUAAAGGAAGGUUUCCAAAGCCCAAGAAAGGGAGAUUCUGAUAAAAACAUAAUACUAGGUCUUUCUCUUGAAAAUUUUUACCAUACUGGAAAGAGGAUUACGUACUGGAUCUAAGGGCCUAUUAUUCUGAAAAGUGUGUAUAGCCCCAGGGCCCCACUUUCCUCCAUCUAGAAAAGGCAUAUCACACUGCCCUCUAGUGGCCAGCCUAGAAAAUGACAGCCAGCUAGGAGCUGGAGAACUUGGGAUCUCUGCCCUAGAAGACGUGCCCUGUUCUCACACCUAAAGGCACAGAAAUUGGGGUGGGGCGAGGGUGUUAAAAAAUUCCACAAUGCCUACUCAACACAGAGCUCACCUGGAAUAGAAUCUAUCUGCUUCCCCUAUACCUUAGUCUCUGCUUGAAAAUAGAUAAUAAAUUCCUUUGUUAAGGAAAAAAAAAAGUGAUUUAAGAUUUCCAAAGCCAUAUGGGCCUACCGGCCUACCGAGGGAGUUGUUCCUAUGAAGCAGUGUGGGGUCCCACAAAAAUCAAGUUAAAACCUGAACCCAUGUUGAAAUAAAACCGAGCUGUGCAGAAGGGAUGUAACGAUAGGCUAGUUGAAUGCCACCUCUGCCAAGGAAAGGGGCUGGCUUGCAAAAUAGCUUACUUGUGCAAAUAUAUAAUCUCAAAAGCAGAAACUUCAAGUAGGAUCCUGUCUAGAGCCUGCAUUCCUUGGGUUUGUUUUUUUAAUAAACUUUUUAUUUUGGAAUAAUUUUAUAUUUACAGAAAGUUGUAAAAAUAGUACAGAAUCUUGUACACUCUUCACCACCCAAUUCCUCUAACAUUAACAUCUUAUAUAGCUAUGGUACAUUUGUUAAAAUAGAUUAACAUUGGCAUAUUCUAUCAACUCCAGAUUUUAUUUGGAUUGCACCAGUUUCUCUACUAAUGUCCUAACCUUAGGCCUUUUAAAAAAAAUGUUUACAGCAGGUAGCCAAAGGACCAGAUAGGCAGUUUGGUGUAGAGGAAAGAACACCAGGGUCUACUCCGAACAGCCACAUACAGAACUGGAGACUUUUAUUUUCUGAGCUUUAAAAGUACUUCCAUCUCACAAAUGCUGACUCUAGGCAUGAUUUCUGUUUACCUUUCAUCUUCCCACCUCAGCUCUUCUCUGACAAUCACUGGCCAGAGUUAAGGAAGAGACAUUCCUAACUUGGUAAGUGAUCCCAGUUGAUAUUUCCAUUAGAGAAUGGAGUCCCUUUGGGAUUUCCAGAUCUCAAAAUUAUUUCAAAUCCAUGUAUCUCUCAAAUGGUUGAGGGAUGAAUAGCCUUUCUUCAGGAGUCUGAGAAGUGCAUAAUGUGGCAGAGAUAACUGUCCAACAACAUCUAUUUUUCCCUUCUUUUUGAGCACACAUCUCAGGCUCCCUGAAUUAAAUGGGAGGCUUGCGACAAGGUUCUAGUCCAUAGAACGAGUGGAAGUGUGUGCCAGUUCUAGGGAGGGCCCAAUCCUCCAAGCUCUGCUUAACUCACUAAAAUGGCAAGGCCUAAAGCAACCCUGGAAACCAUGUUGAAGUUGGCAUCAGGCUGAUCUCUAAACAACUAUAUAGAGUAUCCCCUCCCACUUCUUCAAUCUGAAACUACCUGGACAUUGAGUAAGCAGAGAGGAAAAAAACUUCUAUCUGGAGUCUGCUGUAGCAGUUUAACCUACCCUAACUAAUACAGGUACUAAAUGUCAAUACCAUUAGAGUAAGACCUUGCUUCUGGAGCCGCACUUAGGGCCUUCAGUGCACGGAACUGAGUUGAUCACAAUCCUUAGUUCAUAGCACAAUAUCACUUUGAUCCACACAUCCACCCAACCCUCUUUUGUUUCCCUUUCCUCCCUUCCUUCUCCAUUCUAGUCCCAUGCCAUUCCCUCCCAGACCCUCUUCUAUUAAUAAAGGUAUAUAUCAGCCUCCUUAAAAAAAUGUUUUGUGUGUAAUUUCCUUAGCUGAUUUUUGCUGUAAAUCUCGUUUCUUUCUUUCUUCACCUGGAGCAGGGGUCCUCAAACUUUUUAAACAGGGGGCCAGUUCACUG
This is a messenger RNA of Microcebus murinus (gray mouse lemur), 4154 nucleotides long. RefSeq lists its product as uncharacterized. The record is from RefSeq and is a predicted model, not a curated record. NCBI's taxonomy places the organism in Eukaryota, Metazoa, Chordata, Mammalia, Primates, Cheirogaleidae.